Truncatella angustata is the source of this 766-nucleotide messenger RNA. RefSeq lists its product as uncharacterized. The transcript is spliced from 2 exons. Gene Ontology annotation, cellular component: endoplasmic reticulum. The record is from RefSeq and is a predicted model, not a curated record. Gene Ontology annotation, biological process: peptidyl-proline hydroxylation to 4-hydroxy-L-proline. The coding region runs from base 349 to 744 and encodes 131 amino acids. Gene Ontology annotation, molecular function: procollagen-proline 4-dioxygenase activity. NCBI's taxonomy places the organism in Eukaryota, Fungi, Ascomycota, Sordariomycetes, Amphisphaeriales, Sporocadaceae.
CCGGUAGCUGGUGUCUACGAAUGUAAAUACGAGCACACUUUUGAGAUUCUGUCGAUUGAUCCUCUGAUCCUAUAUAUCAACAACUUUCUGAAAGAGGACGAGGUGCAACACCUACUCGACUUGAAGGACGCGUAUUUUGAGCCCUCCUAGGUCUACAAUGAAAAGACAUUCGAAUCUGGAAUCGACACGCGUUUCCGCACUUCCCAAUCCGCCAUAGUCGAACGUGACGACGUAGUCAGCAUCUGUUUGUCGCAACGACUGAAGUCACUCCUGGGAAAUGUACAGCAUAUCGAAACCGAGCCGAUUCAAAUACUAAAAUAUGCACCUAGCGAAAGGUUUAAUAUUCAUAUGGACUGGUUCGGCGAGCCCCGCAACUACACAUUCGCCCCAAAUGUGACCUACAGACCAUGGAAUCGCCUAGUCAGCAUAUUCGCCUAUCUUGAUGACUCUUGUACUGGGGGUGAGACAUACUUUCCUGAUGUACAAGGUAUCUCCGCCGUCGCGGAUGGCGACAAGUUCUCCAGGACGGAUACAGGCACCGGCUUGUUAGUUAGGCCAAAGCGAAGGAAUGCAGUCCUUUGGAACAAUCUGUUAAAUAAUGGGAGUGGUGAUUCACGGGUAGCUCAUGUCGGUUUGCCAGUCCAUAGUGGUAGAAAAGUGGGCAUCAAUUUGUUCAGCCAUUACUCCUUAGAUGCACCAAUGUUGGGAGGGGAUGAGGAAGCAGAAGCUAACGGGAGUGUGUAACGCGUAAUUGACUUCUUUACAC